Molecule: messenger RNA, 1557 nt
Organism: Mycena citricolor
Lineage: Eukaryota; Fungi; Basidiomycota; Agaricomycetes; Agaricales; Mycenaceae
Source: the annotation of a GenBank genome assembly
AUGCAAAUUGCGGAGAGCAUCAGCCCGCGCCUGGCGCAGGAGGUGUUGUCGGCUUCGGUCAACGGCGAGAUCGUCGAUCUGAACCGCCCGAUCAACGAAGAUUCGUCGGUCAAAUUGCACAAAUGGGAAGAUCCCGAAGGCAAGAAAGCGUUCUGGCACUCUUCGUCGCAUCUGUUGGCCGAGGCGCUCGAAGCGCUCUAUCCGGGGAUCAAGUUCGGGAUUGGGCCGAGCAUCGAGAACGGCUUUUACUACGAUAUCGAGAAAAAGAUGGAAGAACUGGCGCGCACGAAGGAGGCGAUCUGUCGCCGCGAGGUCAGCAAGUCCGAGGCGAUGAAGACCUAUACCGAAAAAGGCGACCAGUAUAAAGUGGAAUUGAUCGAGGGGCUCGAAGACGGGACGAUCAGUUUCUAUACGAACGGCGAUCAAGCUGACUUCGGUGGCCGGGCCUACUGGCGCGGCAACGAGAACAACAAGAUGCUGACCCGUAUCUACGGAAUCACCUUUCCGAAAAAAUCGAUGCUCGACGAAUACCUGGCGAUGCUCGAGGAGGCCAAGAAGCGCGACCACCGCAAGCUCGGCAAGGAGCUCGAACUGUUUUGUUUCUCGCCGCGCGUGGGAGCGGGCUUGCCGUUGUGGCUGCCGAAAGGCGCUGCGCUCAGAGAUCGUUUGGAACACUUUUUGAGGAACGUGCAGAAGCAGUAUGGGUACCUACAGCGAGGAGUUUCUGCUCAAGCCGAUGACUGCCCGCACCACUGCGAAAUCUACAAAUUCAAACCGCGUUCUUACAAAGAUCUGCCGUUGCGUUUCGCCGAAUUCGGCACCGUGUACCGCUACGAACAGAGCGGCGAGUUGCACGGGCUGACCCGGGUGCGCGGGUUUACGCAGGACGACGCCCACAUCUUUUGCCGUCCCGACCAGUUGAAGGACGAGUUCAUGAAGGUGUCGCUGCGCGAUCCGAACAACAAGGAGAAGUACAUCGGCUCGGACGAAAAACUGGCACAAGGCCGAACAGUCGAUCAUCGAGGCGGCCGCCGAAAAGGGACUGAAUACGACCGUCGAACUCGUGGCAGCUCGGAAACAAUCCAGGUGGAUUACAACCUGCCCGAACGUUUCGACCUGACUUACAAAGGGUCGGACGACAAGGAGCAUCGCCCGAUCAUGAUCCACCGCGCGCCGUUCGGCUCGAUGGAGCGUUUCGUGGCCGUCCUGCUUGAGCAUACCGGCGGAAAAUUCCCGUUGUGGCUGUCUCCCGACCAGGUGGUCGUGCUGCCGAUCAGCGAAAAAUUCAACGAUUAUGCGAAAAAAGUUUCAGAUUUUCUAAUAAUUCCGAUAUUCGUGCUCAGGUGGACGACCGUAACGAGAAGAUCGGACGGAAGAUCCGGGACAACGACUGAAACGGAUUCCGUUCCUGCUGAUCGUCGGGGAAAAGGAGGAACAGGAAGGCACGGUGGCUGUCCGCGCCCAGGCGAAGGCGACAAGGGCGUGAUGACGAAGGACGAUUUCGUCGGACUGAUCCGCAAGAUGGUCGCCGACGAGAUUCAGAAGUUGAAUAAAUAG